AUGUUUGGUUAAACUGAUUUUUGGAUAGUCAUAUAUAUAUAUAAUAUAAAAAAAGACUUUGUAAUACUUAAUUAAUUUGCAGUUAUUGCAAUGUUAAUUUUUUGCAUUAACUAAUUUAAUAGUGUUCAUAAUAAAUCAUAUUAGUAAACGAUUAUAGAAUUAGGAGUCUUAUAUCUGUUUGAUGUAUAUUUGCAAUAUAAAAAUUAUAAAAGAUAAGAAAAACCUAAUACAAAUGAAUUUUGUAGGAAAUUUAAUAUUAACCAUUAAGAAAUUUUAAAUCAUAAUAAUAAUCAAAAUAAAAAUAAAUUUAACCAUCAUAAUCAAAGAAAAAAUGUAUUAUCUAUAAAUUAAAUUAAUGAAUCUCAUUAUUAAAUUUAUUAAGCAUAAGAUUCUAUACCAAGUUUAAAAGAUAUAUUUUAUCCUGAAUGGAAAAAAACAUAUUAUUGUUAUUCAGCUGAAGAAUUACUCAAAGUUUAUGAAAAAGAAAAUUCUAAUUUAUUUUAUAUUCUAUAUAUACCAUCAGAAAUAAACAACAAAGAUAUAUAUAGAGUAUAAAUAACAAGAAAUAAGGCUUAAGAUUAUAUUUUAAACUUUACUAAAUUAGAUAGUCUCUUAUAUUAUAAAUUAAAAGGAUCAAAAAGAAAAUUUAGAUAAAAUUUAUCUUAAAUAUUCUCUCACAAACUCAAAACUCCAUUAAAUUAAGCAUUGGCAAAAAUUACAUCUAUGCUUACUGAUUUGAAUGUACUACCAUAUUAAAAGAUCAUUCUUUCUUAAAUCUACAUCUAAUAAAAAUGUUAAUUGUAUGGUAUUUUGGAUUUUUUAGACUAUGUUAAUUCAGAUUCGAUGACAUUCUAAACUUCUCGUAUUACUUUAAAAUAAAUUAUUUAAAAUGUUAAAGACCUUAUUAGAGAGUAGUGUAAAGCUAAAUCAAUAAAAUUACGUAUCUUAAUAGAAAAUAUUCAAUUCAAAGAUUAUAAAGGGUAUUAUUAAUAAUAUAUUGUAGUUAUAUUGUUUUAAAUACUGAUUCAUUAAAAUUGGAAAGAAUACUAUAUAAUUUAUUAAAUAAUGCUUAUAGACAUUCAAAUAAAAAUGGAACAAUUCAUUUGACUGUAGAAAUGAAUUAAGGAACAUUGAAUUUUGCCAUAAAAGAUUCUGGAAUAGGAAUGACUUAAGAAAUGAUGGGGGAUUACAAUUUGUAAUUUUAAUCUCAUUAAAAUCUUUUGAAAUCAAUUAAACGCUCUUGGAAUCACAAAUUGGGAACAACUUUAUUUGUAGCAAAUAAAUUAAUUCAUUUAUUAAAUGGAAAUAAAGGUUAUUUACAAAUUCUUAAAUAAGAAGAGUUUGAAUUCAAUUUUUCAAUAUUAUAAGAAUUAAACAUUAAUAAAGGUGUAUCAGAUAUAGGGUUUGGUAGUUUAAGUUCUGAUAGAUCAGAAAUAAAUUUAAUAAUUAAUUAAUAAGAUCAUAUGGAUGAAAUAUAGGAAGUAAGUGAUUAAAUUGGAGAUGAACCUCAAAGUUAAGAAAUUAAAAUAGAAUAAAUUAAACAUAUAAGAAAUUUAAAAUAGAUUAUUGCAUAACCUUAAUCUUAAGUUCAAAGUAAACAUUCAUAAUUGUUCAAUAAAAGAUCUUCAUCUAUUUUUGAUGUGAAUUCAUUUUUAAGAUAGUUUAGUUUUAAAGAUGGUGGAAUAGAUUCCAAUUAAGAAUUAGUUGUGGAAAAAGAUUAAUAUAUUAUGAUUGUUGAUGAUGAACCAUUUAAUCAUGAUGCACUUUUAAUGAUGUUAAAAAGAUUUGGAUAUGCUAAUUUCAUGCAUGCUUAUGAUGGAAGUGAAUGUAUUAAUAAAACUAAAGAAAAUCAUUCAAAAAUUAAAUUUAUUUUAAUGGAUUUAGAUAUGCCUAUUUUAAAUGGGUUUAAGUAAUUAAUAAUUAUUAAUUCAGAGCCACAUCAAUACUUAUUGAAUUAAUGAAAACUAAUUAAAUUAAAAGGAUUCCCAUAAUAGCAUGUACUGCUCAUGAUGAUUACGAGACUGAAACAUAAUGUAAAGCUCUGGGUAUGCUUGAUAUCAUCAUUAAGCCAGUUUUUCUAAAAUAACUUUAAGUUGUAAUUAAAAAUAUACCUAAAAUUAUUUGA
Messenger RNA from Paramecium pentaurelia, 2125 nucleotides. NCBI's taxonomy places the organism in Eukaryota, Ciliophora, Oligohymenophorea, Peniculida, Parameciidae. The record is from the annotation of a GenBank genome assembly.